This is a messenger RNA of Penicillium verrucosum, 684 nucleotides long. RefSeq lists its product as uncharacterized. The coding region runs from base 1 to 684 and encodes 227 amino acids. NCBI's taxonomy places the organism in Eukaryota, Fungi, Ascomycota, Eurotiomycetes, Eurotiales, Aspergillaceae. The record is from RefSeq and is a predicted model, not a curated record. The transcript has 2 exons.
AUGAGGGCCAAUGAACGUGUUCUGUGCAAUAUUGAAAAGGAUGAAACUAACGGGGAGGCAUUGGAACAUCCCCAGGAGAAGGCAAUCUCACUCGAUGACCAAAUAGAAGAAGAGGAACCUGAGCCUCGUGGAAUGUCUUUGAAUUCAGAGACUUCAUCUCGUUCCACUGCUCCGCCAAAAGAGCAGAGAAGGUUACCCUGCCAACGGUGCUUUCGACGCAUGAUACAACAACCCGACCACGUUUGUGUUCUUGAACCAGACACUAUCAAGUGUAAGCAUUGUCGUUCAGUAAACAACCACUGCCUCGAGCUGCCAUCUGCGGUUCAUGUCAAUGCUAUUAGAGCACUCUCUACGCACCCCGGGACAGGAAGAAUUGCCCUUAUUAGGGAAACUGUACGUCGGAUGCGACGUUCUUCUACUCGAUUUAAAUCGACUUAUGCACAUGCAUCUUCUGGUGUCGAUGUACCACCAUGCCCUCGCUCUUACCGCACUCCCAUGACAAAUGCUCUGAGAAAUCAUGAUAUAAAGUCCAUCAAGGCUGUUCGUGAUGAAAUCCAGGCUGUGUCAGAUCGUACCCAAUGGGAGGUCCGGAAACUCACUGAGCGAUUGAUCGAGGUAGAGAUUGAGAUGCAGGGCGAGCUGCACCCCGAGGUAGAAGAUGAGGAUUUGUCUGCUUGGCUGUAG